This is a messenger RNA of Sorex fumeus (smoky shrew), 312 nucleotides long. Its product is annotated as small integral membrane protein 29-like. The transcript has a single exon. Lineage: Eukaryota; Metazoa; Chordata; Mammalia; Eulipotyphla; Soricidae. The record is from RefSeq and is a predicted model, not a curated record. Bases 1 to 312 code for a protein of 103 amino acids.
AUGAGCAACACCACCAUGGUACCCAGAGCCCCCCAGGCCAGCAGCGACUCCAUGGUGGGUUACGUGUUGGGGCCCUUCUUCCUCAUCACCCUGAUCGGAGUGGUGGUGGCUGUGGUAAUGUACAUGAAGAAGAAAAAGCAGGUGGACCGUCUGUGCCACCACCUACCCACCAUGUACAGCUACGACCCAGCUAAGGAGCUGCACAAGGCCGAGCAGGAGCUCCUCUCCGAUGUAGGGGACCCUGAAGUGGUCCACGGCUGGCAGAGCAGCUACCAGCACAAGCGGAUACUACUGCUGGACGUUAAGACCUGA